This is a messenger RNA of Racocetra fulgida, 915 nucleotides long. The record is from the annotation of a GenBank genome assembly. Lineage: Eukaryota; Fungi; Glomeromycota; Glomeromycetes; Diversisporales; Gigasporaceae.
UACAAAAUAUUUACCAAAAUAAAAGAAGAAACCCAACAACCAAAAGUUACAAAUCCUAAUGAUCCUUACUCUAACGUUCAAUAUAAUGCGAUCAAGAAUGCUUCUUGUGUUAAACAAUUUCAUGAUCAAAAUUAUUCAUCAUGUGAUAAUUAUUUCAAAUUAUCUGAUGGAUGUUGGAUAUUUACUCCAUAUACAAAUAUUGAAGACUCUAGUAAUCCUUGUGGCGAAAACCUUAAAAAUUGUCAGAAUAUGACAAGCUUCUCUAAUAGCUCUACUUAUUUCACAUAUAAACAAAACUAUCAUGACUUAAUAAUGCUAAACAUCUCAUUGCUUGAUCCACCACAAUUAAAUAGUACAAAUUCAGGUUACAUUAAAAUUAUUUUCAACCAAGUCUUUAUUACCUCUGAAGGUUCACUCAAUAUCAGUAACAUUAGCAAUAUUUAUUCAAUUUCUCUUGGUCAAUUGGCGAUUGUUGAAUUUUCAAUAAAAGUUCACCGAAGGUUUUCUUCAAGAUUUAAUGCCCAACUCGGAGAUUUAGUUAUGUCUACUCAAAAAGAAGCUCUUUUAGAUAUUGAUUUGAAGUUACUUCCAUUAAAUCCGAAUAGCCCUUAUACACUAUUGGCAAUUAGUCCAAAAAAUCAUUUGGUCCGUUAUGAAAAAGAGAAUUAUAACCAUCUCGCAAAACGAUAUAUCUCACGAGCUGGAAUUCCACUAGUUGAUGAUCCACGUAAAUUGCCUUCGGGUGCGACUAUAGAAGAUAGAGUUGCUAUACUAGAAACUUUAUUACAAGAAUAUUAUCUUGAUUCAAAAUAUCUUGAUAUUAUAAAAGAAACUCGUGAUAGAUAUAUAGAGCUUAAUAACAUUUACCACACUUUGGAGUCCAGUAAUAAUAAUGCAAACAAAUCAGUUAUAUAA